Pseudomassariella vexata is the source of this 969-nucleotide messenger RNA. RefSeq names its product beta-lactamase-like protein. The coding region runs from base 1 to 969 and encodes 322 amino acids. The record is from RefSeq and is a predicted model, not a curated record. NCBI's taxonomy places the organism in Eukaryota, Fungi, Ascomycota, Sordariomycetes, Amphisphaeriales, Pseudomassariaceae. The transcript has a single exon.
AUGCCACAAACCACAUGCCACUUUGCAAAACCGCUGGCGCAGUCCACGCGGUCCGAAGUGCUCGAGUGGAGAUUUCCCAAGCCGCACCACCAAUACGUCCUUACAGGCAAAUCACGGGCGGCCUGGCAUACGGCCUUCCUUGUUCCACAGCUUAACCUACUCCUAGACGCCGGGUUAUUAGUCAACAACUCACGCCCGAAACAAAUAUUCCUCACGCAUGGCCACAGUGAUCACACCUUUUGCGCCCCGGCCUUCUGCAAGCGCGAUGGGCCGCCCGACGUCUAUUGUCCCCUCGAGAUGAAGACCGUUUUCGACCAAUUCGUCAUGACCAAACGGCUGCUCAACCUGGGUGGCGAGUUCCGCCUGAAUGAAGACAAAGACAUCGCACAGGACGACGAAAAUCUUUCUGUUGGCACGAAAUGGCUGCAGUCGCACCAGACCCAUGGCCUGCAGGCCGGGGAUGUCGUGUCUCUGCCUCUGACCAAGGACAUCACCGCCACCGCUUUCGCCUGCGACCACACCGUCCCCUGUCUCGGAUACGUCUUCAGCAUGAACAGCCACAAACUGAAACCCGAGUACAGGUCGCUCUCGGGACCGGAGCUGAAGGCUCUCCGCACCUCGGGCGUCUCGAUCACAGCUCCGCAUGCGGCCCCGAUAUUUGCCUUCCUGGGCGAUACGACGGCCGCUACACUUGCUGCAGAGCCGAGUUGGCUCCGGGGUGGGAUACCGGUCGUCAUUACCGAGUGCAGUUUUCUUCACGAGGAGCACAGGGCUCAGGCUGUCAAGACGAAGCACACGCUUUGGAGUGACCUUGAGAAGAUUGUCCGAAAGUGGCCAAGGACUACCUUUGUGCUGACCCAUUUCAGCCUGCGCUACAGUGACGAGGAAGUGCGCAGGUUUUUCGCCGACAUGGCGGACCCGCCACCAAAUAUCGUUGUUUGGGCUGAUGGCUGGGCUGAUGGUAUCUAG